Molecule: messenger RNA, 360 nt
Organism: Lactuca saligna
Lineage: Eukaryota; Viridiplantae; Streptophyta; Magnoliopsida; Asterales; Asteraceae
Source: the annotation of a GenBank genome assembly
AUGGUUCAUAUUCCUAUCAAAUCUAUAGGUACAUCCGCUCUAGGGAAAGUAGACCUAGGUAUCCAAAGGUUGAUCGAGAUUCACCUCUACGGAUGUGAUGUAGCGUUUGGAUGCUAUACAGGAGGACCAUCGAUGGAUUAUGUUCUCGAUUACUGGGUGAUGCAACAUUUGGGAAUGGAUCAUCCACCUUCUCCUCAGGCAAGUCCUGCUUUUCCCCUUAAUGCCCAACAGAGGGGUGUUGGUCAUGAUGGUGCUGGCCCUUCAGGUACAUAUCAAGGAGAUAUCGAUGGUCACAACGAGGAGGAACAUAGGAUGAGGAGCGCGAGUAUGAGAGCAGUGAUGAGUAGGUGGGAGAUUUGA